Trichechus manatus latirostris (Florida manatee) is the source of this 584-nucleotide messenger RNA. RefSeq names its product calcyphosine (gene CAPS). NCBI's taxonomy places the organism in Eukaryota, Metazoa, Chordata, Mammalia, Sirenia, Trichechidae. The transcript has 4 exons. Bases 6 to 575 code for a protein of 189 amino acids. Gene Ontology annotation, molecular function: calcium ion binding. The record is from RefSeq and is a predicted model, not a curated record. Gene Ontology annotation, cellular component: vesicle.
CCAGCAUGGACGCAGCGGACGCCACCGUGGAGAAGCUCCGGGAGCAGUGUCUGGCCCGCGGGGCCUCGGGCAUCCAGGGCCUGGCCAGGUUCUUCCGCCGCCUCGACCGGGACAGGAGCCGGUCACUGGACGCGGCAGAGCUUCAGCGGGGCCUGGCCGAGCUGGGGUUGGCGCUGGGUGAGGCCGAGGCGCAGGCUGUGUGCCGGCGCUGGGACCGCGAUGGCAGCGGGACGCUAGACCUGGAGGAGUUUCUGCGGGCGCUGCGGCCCCCCAUGUCCCAGGCCCGGGAGGCGGUCAUUGCAGCCGCUUUCGCCAAACUGGACCGCAGCGGGGACGGCGUGGUGACCGUCGAGGACCUCCGCGGGGUGUACAGCGGCCGAGCCCACCCCAAGGUCCGGAGCGGGGAGUGGACGGAGGAGGAGGUGCUUCGCCACUUCCUGGACAGUUUCGACUCUUCGGACAAGGACGGGCAGGUCACACUGGCAGAGUUCCAGGACUACUACAGCGGCGUGAGCGCCUCGGUGGACACUGACGAGGAGUUCGUGGCCAUGGUGACAAGGGCCUGGGGACUGUGAGCGGCCCCG